AAUAAAAUAAACCACCUUUACUUUUAUGUAGUGGCAUUUUGUCUUUGUUUUUGUCCAGUGUCAAUUGAAUCUGGGUUUCUCACAGGUGUUCAAAAUCUAAAACCAUUUAUAGUUCAAUGCAUAAGUGGUCAUCGGCAUAACUUUUUUUUUUUCCGGAGGACAUUCGAUUCAAAACUCACUUAUUGAUUGUGGUUAAUUGCAGGGUUAUAAUGGCAGUCAAUUAUGGGACACUGCUUUCACUGUUCAGGCAAUAAUCUCAACUAGCCUUCUUGAGGAAUUUGGUCCAACUCUUAGGAAAGCGCAUGAGUUCAUAAAGAAUUCGCAGGUUUUGGAAGACUGCCCUGGUGAUCUUAGUUUCUAGUAUUGUCAUAUUUCUAAAGGUGCAUGGCCUUUCUCAACUAGAGAUCAUGGAUGGCCCAUAUCAGAUUGCACUGCAGAAGGUUUAAAGGCUUCACUCUUGUUGUCGCAGAUUCCAUCAAAAACUGUUGGUGAACCAAUCGAUGCAAACAGAUUGUACGACGCAAUGAAUGUCAUUCUUUCACUACAGGAAUUCGGAUGCCAAGAAGACAUGAUGUUCUGUGGUGUGUUUGAUGGCCAUGGCCCUUGGGGACACUACGUAGCAAAAAGGGUCAGAGAAUCGCUGCCAUCGUCUCUGCUUUGCAAUUGGCAGGAGACUCUUGCUAUGAGCUCAAUUACAUCAGAAUUCCUUUUGGAAUCUGAUAAAGUGCUUAAUUGAUUUGACAUUUGGAAGGAAUCCUAUUUGAGAACUUAUUGAAAUGAGUGAUUUACUUGGGCAAAUGAAUCAUAACCUUGAAGGUUUGAAGAGUGAUCUGAAUGAAGUUACAAAGGGAAGGGAUUGCCUUGAUUCUGAAGUACUUGUCUUGAAAGAGCAGCUAGAAAUGGUACAAGCUGUUGCUAAAGAAAAUGAAGCAAUUGCUACGGAAGCUCAACAGAUGACUGAGGCAGGGAAGAACUAUGUUGAAGAGGAGGAGGUGAAGCUGUUAGAGAAGUCUGUGGAAGAGCUAGAAUAUACCGUAAAUGUAUUGGAAAACAAGGGGGAGCUUGUCAAAGGAGAGGCUGAAAGGCAACGGUUGCAGAGAGAGGAGUUGGAAGGGGACCCUACUGAAACAGUUCAUGUGGAAGACUAUGUGGCAGCUCAUCCAGCACUCCUUGAGGGCGGUCAGUAA
Messenger RNA from Magnolia sinica, 1187 nucleotides. Its product is annotated as kinesin-like protein KIN-12D. The record is from RefSeq and is a predicted model, not a curated record. The transcript has 7 exons. Lineage: Eukaryota; Viridiplantae; Streptophyta; Magnoliopsida; Magnoliales; Magnoliaceae. The coding region runs from base 777 to 1187 and encodes 136 amino acids.